AUGAACCUGCUCCCCAAAGCCAUCCCCGAAUCUGUCACGAUGAGUCUUGCUCUCCGACCCCAACCUACUGAAUGGUACGGAAGCAGAGCAUACCAGACGGAAUGCAAGGAGCGCAAGCUGCUGCCACUGGGGGUAAUGUACGUUCCGCGGUCGGAGCCCCCACAGCCUAAGGCUACUCGCGUGCGUGCUGGUCGUCUCGCAAAUUUAAUGGACAUGCCAGUGGACAUAUUUCUCGAGAUCGUCAUGAAAAUGCAUCCACUAGAUUUGCUACGUCUCUCCAGAGCUUCCAAGCACUUCCGCUCCAUUCUCUUGACGAAGAACUCUCGUCAUCUUUGGGUUUCUGCCUUCAAAAACGUCCCGGGAGUUCCGGCUUGCUCGCCCUACAUUUCAGAGCCACGUUACGCAGCGGCUCUCUUCGACCAGUAUUGCUUCGCCUGUGGGAUUGCGCGUUCGACGAAUGUCAACUACACGGUCAGUGUGCGACUCUGCGCACCCUGCUUCAAGACAAACUUCAAGCAAUACGACGAAAUGCAUAUCAACCUUGACAGCCUUCUCCCAAGCGCCAAGAAGCUUCUGCCUUCGCUAUGCGUCUCGACUAUGAAAUUCUACUCAGAAGAGUACAAAUCCUCGGCGGAUGCGAAGAAGAACUCUACGUUUUCAUGCAGAACCAAUAAAUUCUACUAUCCCGAGUUCAAGAUGAUCGUUAAGAAAUUCGCGUCAUUGCGAACCUUCGCUGAUCGGCGGACUUUCGUUGAAGAGCGACAGCAAUUCGUGACCCUCAUGCAAACGCAUGACUUAUCUGUCUUGAGGUGGCUUCGUGGAAACCGCAACGAAAGGUACACAGAAGAGGAUGCUGCGCGUGAGGAUCGCAAGAUCGCCCUUCUCGAGAGACUGGAAGAACUCGGAUACACUCCUGCAGACUAUCCAGACAACGAUGCGUGGAAUAAGAUUAUGGCCCGCCCGACCAGAGUAACCGACCGAAUCUGGAAGGCUACUCAGCCUAAGCUCGUCGCGCUCAUCGAACAGAAACGCGAGGAUGACCGUCAAGCUGCUUUCGAAAAGCGUCUGCGAAAACGAUGCGCUGAGUUCGCGCCCUUCUAUGAAGUAUUCCUCGAGAGCACACUCUCCCAGGACGACCUGUUGUUCGCCCCCAAUUUGCGCGACGCAUGCACUCUGCCUAGUGUCUUGGAGAUGACCUCCGAGGACGAUGCGAACAUCGUUGUCACCCAGGAGAGGACCACCGCCAUCGAGCAGCGUAUCGUUCUUGACGUGCGCGAGUACGCUGCGCAAACAAAGCGCGACCUAAUCGAAAUGCUACAUCGCGAGAAGUGCGGAAGAGGCAACUACACCACUCCGCCGUCACUGGAAAUGCCUGAGGUCGAUGUCGAGCUCGCGAAGGCGUCCUCACUGUUCGUUUGCCGCCGUUGCUCUCUGAAGGUCCCCGUUUCAGCGACGGCUAUAUGCGCUCACUGGCGGGCCGAGCAUCCGCGACUCAAGUGGAACGACAAGUGGCCGAUCGAGGAGUCUUUCGACCAUCGCCGGAGGUACUCCGACCGCCCAUCUACGCUUCCCUGGGUGAAGGCGAUGUCGUCCGGACCAGCACGCACCAUGAUGGCUCUCUCAGCUCUGGGGCUCCCCGCGGAUACGUCCAUGGCGCAAUUGGACGACUGGGUCCGUGAAGGAAGGCUGGUUUGCCUCUGCGCUCAUCCGACACUCAUGUCUCUCACUGAGCCCUCCUGGGGAACCCUGAUUCAUCAUGUCAGUGGGCAGAUUGAUUGGCAUAACAGCAUGUCCUACAAUCGCCCGCGCUACUAUGUACAGGGAGGGAUCAUCGACGACCACUACCUGAGCGGCAAGACGACCUGCUUGAAGCUCCUCGCCGAGGGAGAGCUACUCGCUAUUCCCCAGUAUAGCAUCCCAGACGACGUCGCCGCUGACGUCACUCUGCGCUUGGACGGAAACGAGACCAAGCCUUCGUGUUCGAUAUGUUACGAGCUAGUCAAGGAGAAUGCUCGUUGGAGCGGACUGUACCUGGAGAAGAACCUGCAGGUCUUGGCACACCACAUGAAGACGAAGCACGACAAAUCACUCUCCAAAGGGUCGAUAUGCUUCCACCACUACCGCUACUGA
Molecule: messenger RNA, 2130 nt
Organism: Trametes versicolor FP-101664 SS1
Lineage: Eukaryota; Fungi; Basidiomycota; Agaricomycetes; Polyporales; Polyporaceae
Exons: 12
Coding region: 1-2130 (709 amino acids)
Molecular function (GO): protein binding
Source: RefSeq, a predicted model, not a curated record